AUGGCCGGAGGUGUCUUGUCCCGGCAAGCCAAAGAGAAGAUGGACGCCAUCGGUGUCUGGUAUUCCGGGCAAGCGUCGCCAGAAAUGAAGCACAUGGAUGGAACUGUUGACAGGCUCGGACAAGCCGCAGGGCAAAUGACGGCAUUUGUGUGA
Molecule: messenger RNA, 153 nt
Organism: Metarhizium album ARSEF 1941
Lineage: Eukaryota; Fungi; Ascomycota; Sordariomycetes; Hypocreales; Clavicipitaceae
Exons: 1
Coding region: 1-153 (50 amino acids)
Source: RefSeq, a predicted model, not a curated record